AUGAGCCGCCUCAACACCGCGCUCGUCCUCACCAUCCUCAAGAUCCUGCCCCUCGCGAUAUACCUCCGCGCGGCGGCGUGCAAGUACAACGUCCCCAUCCUCGGAUGCGACGCGCCGUUGUGCCCCGUCGCGAUCGGCAAAAAGGGCGACUGCACGCCCACGGCCAACACCGCGGAGAUUCAGGCGCGUUCUAUACACUGGUCCCCAUACGACCGCGUUGGCGUGGUGAACGCCAAGAACAACUACGAGCUCGCGAAGAUCCUCGGCCUGAUCGAGGUCAUCGGGUACGUUCUCCUGUGGAAGGCGCCGCAGCUCGGAGGAUUCAUCCUGACCAUCUUCAUGGCGGGCGCGAUCCACUUCCACCUCGCGUUCCUGAAGGAUAAGCCCGAGGCGCUGGUGUUGCAGUUCGCGCUGCUCGCCGCGUCCAUCGCGGUCAUGAUGCUCUCGCCGAAGAAUGUCGCGAGGAAGAAGAAGCGUCGCAAGACGGCGUGA
Micromonas pusilla CCMP1545 is the source of this 492-nucleotide messenger RNA. RefSeq lists its product as uncharacterized. The transcript has 3 exons. NCBI's taxonomy places the organism in Eukaryota, Viridiplantae, Chlorophyta, Mamiellophyceae, Mamiellales, Mamiellaceae. Bases 1 to 492 code for a protein of 163 amino acids. The record is from RefSeq and is a predicted model, not a curated record.